AUGGAAAAUACCUGUUUCCUAGCUAUUCAUAGUCGGCCUGGAUUUGUUUGGUCUACUAUUGUUAUUUAUGUUCUACCAAUGAUUAUAAUCAGUAUUAUUUAUAUAAAGCUGACACGAUUUAUGCAGCGACCAUCUAUAGCUACUUCAGUACAUGCUAAACGUGAUUUGGUCGUAGUACGUCGUAUUGUACUAGUUGUAGGUUUAUUAAUGCUGAUCGGUGCUCCUUCUGUUGUGUUGAAGUUAAUGUUACCUUUUACUAAUGUAGGAAAACCAUUAUUUUAUCGUAUUCAGAAUAUGAUUAUAGUCACUGCUAUGAUCGCUCUUAGUUUGAUGCUCGUCUAUGUCACUCCUCAAGUCAAAGAAAUACUUGUGCGUAUUCGAAAGCGGACUAAAGUAAAGCUUGUAUGUAUGCAACAACAAUGUGUUCUAGCUGAUAAAACCAUCAAAUCUUAA
Rotaria sp. Silwood2 is the source of this 453-nucleotide messenger RNA. The record is from the annotation of a GenBank genome assembly. NCBI's taxonomy places the organism in Eukaryota, Metazoa, Rotifera, Eurotatoria, Philodinida, Philodinidae.